Messenger RNA from Panicum virgatum (switchgrass), 1606 nucleotides. Its product is annotated as peroxisomal (S)-2-hydroxy-acid oxidase GLO2-like. Bases 249 to 1436 code for a protein of 395 amino acids. The transcript is spliced from 12 exons. Gene Ontology annotation, molecular function: oxidoreductase activity; FMN binding. The record is from RefSeq and is a predicted model, not a curated record. NCBI's taxonomy places the organism in Eukaryota, Viridiplantae, Streptophyta, Magnoliopsida, Poales, Poaceae. Gene Ontology annotation, cellular component: peroxisome.
CGAUCUGAUCAGGCUUCCCACUUGGCCACUUCACCCUCCCCGUCCAGGUCCAGAGCUCGCCCCCUACUCCCCAGUCCCCACCCGGCUGCCGGCUCCCCAAUCCCGCUGGCCUCUGCGCUCUCCAAGCCGCGCCCCCGCCGCCGGCCCGUCCCAUUGCCAAGCCUGAACCGCCGGUGAUCGGUCCUUUUCAAGCCAGGGCGCCUUGGGUUGGGCAACGUGUCAAGGUAGUGCCACUACAGUCUCCGGCUAUGGCUGAGGGCUGCAGCCAGACCUUUGUUUCGGUCAGCACUGCACCACCUCUGGUGCCACGGCCAGCCGGCAGGGGAACGGUGCUGAUCCCAACAAAUGUCUGCGAUUACAAGGAGCUCGCGAAACAGAAGUUACCAAGGAUGGUUUAUGAUUACUAUGCCUUGGGUGCAGAGGACCAACACACAGUUAGGGAGAACAAGGAAGCAUUCUCCAGAAUUCAGUUUCGACCAAGGGUGCUGAUUGAUGUGUCUCACAUUGACAUGUCCACGAGUGUCUUAGGCCACAACAUUUCCAUGCCUAUCAUGGUUGCCCCUACGGCCUUGCACAAAAUGGCCCACCCUGAAGGAGAGCUUGCUUCUGCUAGGGCUGCAGCUUCUGUAGGAACUAUAAUGACAUUGUCUUCCUGGUCAUCCUAUAGUAUUGAAGAGGUUAAUUCGGCAGGACCUGGGACCCGUUUCUUCCAACUUUCAGUAUACAAGGACAAGAACUUAGUGCAACAGGUUAUUGGAAGGGCUGAAAAGGCCAGCUACAAGGCAAUUGUACUGACAGUUGAUGCUCCAUGGCUUGGCCGCAGAGAAGCUGAUGUCAAGAACAGGUUCGCCUUACCUCCAAAUGUGGUAUUGAAGAACUUUGAAGGGGUAGAUUUUGGCAACAUAGACAGGGUGAAUGGUUCUGGCUUUGCUGCAUACUAUGAUGCUUGCCAGGUUGACCCCUCUCUUUCUUGGAAGGAUAUCAAGUGGCUGCAGACAAUUACAUCGCUGCCAAUCAUAAUGAAAGGAAUCCUAACAGCAGAAGACACUCGACUCGCUAUUGAAUCUGGUGCUGCCGGUAUCGUCGUAUCCAACCAUGGUGGCCGCCAGCUAGACCAUGCCCCUGCAACCAUCAGCUGCCUAGAAGAGGUUGUCAGAGAAGCAAAGGGCCGUGUUCCUGUAUUCCUCGACGGCGGCAUCCGCCGUGGCACUGACGUGUUCAAGGCCUUGGCACUAGGAGCCUCAGGAGUUUUUAUCGGCCGGCCGGUGCUGUUCGCCCUUGCGGUGGACGGCGAGGCCGGCGUGAGGAACGCGCUGCAGAUGCUGAAGAACGAGCUCGAGGUCGCCAUGGCGUUGAGCGGCUGCGCGUCGCUGAAGGAGAUCACCCGGGGCCACGUCACCACCGAGGGCGACAGGAUCCGUCGCUCUAUGCUGUAGUCUGAAACUCCCUGAGCCGUUGAACGCCAUGGUCAGCAUGCGUGUGUUACUGCUGGAGACAUCUGCUGUCCUUGUUGCAACUUGUGAUGGUUCGCACAUCUGCAUUCUCUUCCAUACUGUGUAUUUCGUCAGAAAAUAAUGAAGUCGAGAUCUGCAUUCUCGUUGCAACU